GUCGAAGAGUUGAAGUAUUUGGACAUACACCUUUCUGCUUCCAGACUGCUCUAAGUGUGCCAGUGAUCACAUCUAGAAGUGAAGAAACAUGAAGUUUUCCCUCAUUGCAAUCAUCUUUCAAAUCAUCUUGUUCAUUCUCUUCGUAAUCUUCGUAAAAUAUGAUCCUGAUGAAGCGGGUGGUGUAAAAAAUACAACAGCUAAGGAAAAUAAAACAGAAACAUCGAAUAACAUCAAACUUUAUCCAAUGUUUCAAGAUGUUCAAGUGAUGAUUUUUGUUGGUUUUGGUUUUCUCAUGACUUUCUUAAAGAAAUACGGUUAUAGUGCAGUUGGCUACAAUUUCUUUAUUUCUGCUCUUGCUAUUCAAUGGUAUAUGAUCAUCAGAGGAUUUAUAGCGCAUCAAGAAACGAGCGGCUUUAAAAUUUUGAUCAAUCUGGAAAGCCUAGUAACGGCUGAUUUCUCUGCCGCUGCAGUCUUGAUCACCUUUGGCGCAGUUUUGGGUAAAGUCAGUCGUCUUCAACUCCUGUUAAUUGCAAUCAUUGAAAUAGUCAUGUUUUCUGUCAACGAAUUUAUCUUACUGGAUAAACUGAAGGUUGCUGAUGCUGGUGGCUCAAUGGUCAUUCACUGUUUUGGUGCCUACUUUGGUUUGGCAUUGAGUUUUAUGUUAAAAAGACCACAGGACACUGAUAACAAUCCUAAAGAAGGAUCUGUUUAUCACUCAGAUAUAUUUGCUAUGAUUGGAACGGUUUUCUUAUGGAUGUACUGGCCAAGUUUUAACAGUGUUUUGGUAUCACCUGCAGUUGAUCAACAACGUGCAGUGAUCAACACAUAUUUAUCUCUUGUUUCCUGCUGUGUAACAACAUUUGCUUUGUCUGGCCUCUUUAACAGACAAAGAAAACUUGACAUGGUUCACAUUCAGAAUGCAACAUUAGCUGGUGGUGUAGCUGUUGGCACUCUUGCUAACAUGAUGAUUCAACCAUGGGGGGCUCUUUUGAUUGGUAUUUUGGCAGCAGCCAUUAGUGUUGUAGGAUAUACAUACAUCUCACCAUUGUUAGAUGAAAAAUUCAACAUUCAUGACACUUGUGGUGUGCACAACCUUCAUGGAAUGCCUGCAAUAUUGGCUGGAGUGGGUGGUGCUGUUGCUGCUAAAUUAGCCUCAGCUGAUAACUAUGGGCUAAGUUUGAGUUCAGUAUUUCAUGAAAAUUAUAAUUCAUCCAAAAGUGCUGGUUAUCAAAUACUAGCUUUGAUUAUUACUCUUGUGAUCUCUAUAUUAUCUGGAGCAGUAACUGGUUUUAUAGUAAAGCAAAGUAUAUUUGAUUCCCCACAAGCGAACAGCUUUAUGAUGAUGAAGAUUAUUGGGAGCUACCUGGAACGUAUCUUGUUAAUCUUGAGAAAAACGAGGAUGACCAUAAUUCAGUGAUCAACAGCUAAACACCAGAACUGAUUUGCAGUCCCACCAAUUGACAAGGUGGACACAGAACUUCAUAGUAUAUCUUUCUUUUACGUAAUUCUCGAAGAUAAAUGAAGUAGAAUGUACACAAACUUGUUAAAAUAAUGAUUAGUUUGCACUAAUGUGAUCGUCAUUCUUUAAUGAAAGAAAUAUUUUCAAUAAACUUCUCCAACCGACUGUUUAAA
Messenger RNA from Xenia sp. Carnegie-2017, 1632 nucleotides. RefSeq names its product ammonium transporter Rh type B-A-like. NCBI's taxonomy places the organism in Eukaryota, Metazoa, Cnidaria, Anthozoa, Malacalcyonacea, Xeniidae. The transcript has 9 exons. Gene Ontology annotation, biological process: ammonium homeostasis; ammonium transmembrane transport. Bases 89 to 1417 code for a protein of 442 amino acids. Gene Ontology annotation, cellular component: plasma membrane. Gene Ontology annotation, molecular function: ammonium channel activity. The record is from RefSeq and is a predicted model, not a curated record.